ACGUGCCACAAUGCAUUGUUCCAAAAAAUAUGUUAUGAAGUAAAAGGAUGUCACAUCUAAACAGGGAAAAGCCGGCAAGCAAAUUAAAUACAUAAGACAUAUAUUAAUUAAAACAAAUGAGAAAUUAGAUAGUAAUUAACGAAAGGGCAUCACAUAUAUAGAAAUCAUCAUAACUUCAUCUAUGCAUGUUAGUAAUCAUAAUUAGGUACAUACAAUUUAUGGAGAGUAGUAUUGAAAAGAAAGGUGAUUAUUAUUAUUAUUGUACCUCUCUGUUGAGUUUACCUGAAUCCAUUUUGGAUUGCAUUCUCAAGCGCCUUUCACCAAAAGAACUCAUUACAAUAUCUCAAGUGUGUACCAAUUUAAGAGUUAGAUGUAGAAGUGAUCAUUUGUGGGAAAACCACAUAAAGAAGAAAUGGGGUAAAGUCUUUGGUGAUGUUGCUUACAAAGAGUGGCAGUGGCAUGUAACAAAAUCAAAGGAGGAAAAAGGAAACACCUUCUAUCAAAUGAUUAUCAAUCACAACGGUGGUGAAAAUGAUGGGUCACUAGGGACUUUUAGUGGUUCUUGGCCUAUGCUAUGCCUUGGUUCAUAUUUAAUUGAUUCCAAGAAUAUUCUUAGUGGUCAAUUAUUAUUGUCAAAUAGCCUUAUGAUGAUGAUGGCUUUGUAUAUCGCUCUGGAAAAUGGCAAGUUUUGGUUUCCAGCACAAGUCUAUAGGGGAUUAUUAGUCAGUAAUGCCUUAGUCAGCUAUGAUUCCAAAACUAAUACCUUUCAAGCAAGGCAACAAAUGGGUGGUUGGAGGAUUAUAGGGAACAGCAUUAGGUGGGAUAAGGUGAGAGCUCCACCAAAUGAAACCUCUCAAUGCAAUAUUCCUCAAUUAUCAGAUUCUUUACAUCACCUAAGGCCCGGUGACCAUAUUGAGAUUCAAUGGAAAGCAAGUACUGAAGUUCCUUAUGAUUGGUGGUAUGCUGAAAUCGGUCACAUGGACUCAUGUAAGGAGAAUGAGAAUUGCUGUGGUUGUCAACACUCCGGUAAGAAAGAGACGUUGGUGGUGGAGUUCAAGCAAUACCAUGUUGAGUCAGGGAUGAGAAAAGCAAAGCUACAAAGAAAUAAGAAUGGUCAACAAUGUGAAAAUCAGUGUGGAAUUUAUGGAGGAAUCAGAAAGCUUCAGAGUGAGGAGGAGAUUCAUAAAUGGAAGCAGCUCUUCCCACCUCAUCAUAAUCAAACUCCUGUUCCUGUAUAUCUCCCUUAGAAUGCACAAUUAAUGCAUCAUUUGCAUAAAAGUUUUUUUUUUUUUUAUUUGAUCAGAUAUUGCUAUAACUAGUUUAAUUUUCAAACUUAUUAUCUUUAAAAAACAAGAGAGAAGUGACGACCAAAUUGGGUAGGGACCCAAAAAUCGGGUGAUUCAUUUUUUUUUUUUCCAAAAUAUAGUAUGGCAGCUACCAUCAGUUCCGCGGUUCCACCUCGUAUACUCUGAGUCACACACACAUGAUUUAAAAAGAAGUUUUUUUUCCACCGUUAUUUAAAAUGUUUGAUUCGAAAAGAUCAAAAGAUCUUCUAUAUUAAAACAGAGAAUCAGACGUUAUAAAUAAUUAAAUAUUAUCA
Arachis ipaensis is the source of this 1600-nucleotide messenger RNA. The record is from RefSeq and is a predicted model, not a curated record. NCBI's taxonomy places the organism in Eukaryota, Viridiplantae, Streptophyta, Magnoliopsida, Fabales, Fabaceae.